This is a messenger RNA of Ceratina calcarata, 3327 nucleotides long. RefSeq lists its product as uncharacterized. The transcript has 14 exons. Lineage: Eukaryota; Metazoa; Arthropoda; Insecta; Hymenoptera; Apidae. Bases 1 to 3270 code for a protein of 1089 amino acids. Gene Ontology annotation, molecular function: calcium ion binding. The record is from RefSeq and is a predicted model, not a curated record.
AUGUCUUCUUCCUCGUCUGAGAAGAUACCUAAGAGACGGUUCUUUAAACGUAAAGGGAAUGCGGUUUCGUGCAGUACACCGGUAAGAAAAGGAGUUCCACUUCCACGUAAUACAAGUAUUUCGGAGAUUAAUACAAGUUCAUCUGGGGGUAUGAAAAGGCAGAGAAAACAACGAAAAGAAAAGACAAAGCCGAAAGGUAACAAAGAGUUGAAGAGAAGACGACAGAGGAAGACGUUUUUGCGGACAGAAAUUAGCGAGGAAUGGGAAACAGAACCAGAAACAGAAACUUUACAAAAAUCUGCGAUAAGGAAGUCCAUUUUUAUAUCGAAGAACGAUGUUGUCUUUGAAGAUGCAGGAACUUCAAAAAAUACUCAACAAUCUCCUCAGUUACCCGAGACUGAUGUUCUUUUUGCCGAUCUUCGAUCCCCAGAAGAAAUUCGAAGAGGUACAAAUUUCAUUGAAGAUCGGGCAAUAUCACCGAUUCUUGCAUCGGCAAGACGAAGGAGAAGAAAAAGCAGAGUGAGUGUAAAAAGACUUAGCUUUGGAGACAAAGAAGAAAUAAUACCAGCGAAAAAACAGAAACGGUCUUUAGGCAUACCACUACCUGCAGAAAGUUUAUUACCUGGAUUAACCGAUCGUGAUGAGGUGGAGUCACUACCUUUAGUACUACAAAAUGAAAAUACGAUUAGAACGUAUCCGUGUUCCAAAAAGUCGAAGCGAUACAAUAAAAAUGUGAUGAGCUACGAUCAAAGUGCCGAUGCGAAUUUGUACAGAUUGUUUCCAACAGCUUAUAGUAAUUUUCUGUGGGAUAAAUUUAUUAGCGAGAACUACGACGAAGUUAAGAAAUAUCUUCGACCGGCGGACGAUGAAAAUCAGGCACCGAGCUCGAAAAUUUCAGAUGAGAUUCCGAAAAUGCAAAAGUCUAAAACAAUGGGUGAAAAGUACGGUAGAAAUAUGAAUGUCAACGUGGGAGUCUUAGAUAUGUCUACCGGAAAAUGGAAGGAGAAAUAUGUGUAUAUCACUUCCGAAGAUGAUGAAAAUUUUAACAAAGCAAUUAAAAAGAGAACAUAUCGGAAUAAAUCUCAAACUACAAAAAGAAAGAUUUUGAGGCUACAAGAUGUUUGGCGUACUUGCAAUAAAAUACGAGCGGCGAUAUUUCGCGUGGGUUUUAAUUUAUGGGAUUUUUAUAAACCGUUAGAUCCUAAUAAUAAUUGUUUAAUCUCAGAGUCAAAGUUCAUUUCGGUGUUGGCUGGCCCAUUGAAGGAUCAGAUUGGCUUAGCCGACAAAGAAAUUUGCGACCUGGCCGAUUAUUUUCGGGUCCAAGAUGGCAGAAUACUUUAUACGCAAUUUUGCGACAUUAUUCAUAGCAGUGCUCCUGAAUUUGAUAAAAAUAAGCCACUCGUCACUGGUUUGGAGUGGGAAGAUCCUGAGCACGUAAAUCGAAUAAGUGCGACCGAAGAUCGAAAAUUAUGCCUUAUUCUAACUCAGAUUGCCGUUCUCGUGAACAAAAGGAGGCUUGUACUGAGGCCUUACUUUCAAGAUUACGAGCUGGUCUCGAAAAAUGCUGGAACUGUGACGUUUACACACUUCGGGCGGAUCCUAAAAUUUUUAGGCAUCGUCCUCGCCUCCGAAGAAUUUCGUUUACUCAUAAAAAGAUUCGCGAAGGACGCUUACACGGUCAAUUACGUCGCCUUCUUGAAGGCGCUCGACGAAGUUCAAGCUUAUUUCGACAAGCAUCAGAUGCUCGCUCUUGGUGGAGAAUUAGUUGACCAAUUCCCUGGUCGAAUCAUCACGGCUGAAUUACCGAAACUGCCGAGACCCGAGAUUGGUAAACUUUCGCCGAGCAAACUAUUCGGUAAACAAUCGGUGUUCCAUCCCGUAAUGGAGGAAGCUAAAAGUACGAUACCUUUGAUGGAAGUUAUUCGACGUAUUCAGAGGCACAUUCUUGAAAGUCGGAUACGGAUUUCUGAAUUUUUCAAGAGCUUCGAUCCUCUGAACGCGGGUAAAGUGACGAUUACUAAGUUUAGGAGAGGCUUGGACAGUCUUCAGAUUUCCAGCAUAGGACGUCUUUAUCUCGCGGAGCCGGAAAUUGACGCGUUAAUUACACUUUAUAAAGAUCCAAAUGAUCCAGAUCGUGUGUGUUGGCGUACGUUCGAAGACGACAUCGAUAAAGUGUUUACCGUGAAGGAACUUGAAAAAUUGCCGAAUUUAAAGGUUGAGGCGCCUCCGAAGGAGAUAGCAGAACUUGGACGAAAAGGAGUGGCCGACUGGCAAUGCGAAAAGCCGGGUGUCAGAGAGCUUUGCGAGGAAGCGUUGUUAAAAGUUCGACAUCGCGUCAGCGAGAGGAGGAUCUUCAUAAAACAGUUCUUCAAGGAUUACGAUCGAUUGAAUACAGGCCACGUGACACGUGCGCAAUUACGGCGAAUUCUAAGAACCGCUGCUCUAUUGCUCUCUGGAGAAGAGGAGUUUGCAUUAGAACAGAGGUACAACGAUGACUUGGGCUUCAAUUACAAUUGGUUCUUACAAGAGCUUGAAGCUAAACCCAUCGAAGAACCCUUGUAUCACACGAUGCUGAAGGAGACGAGACAAGUGAACGCUGAAAAACCACCGGCAGAACCGUCGUCUGACGAGACGAAUAUCGUUUUAAUUCUGGCUAAGAUCAAAGCGAAAAUUGUACGCGACAGGAUUAAGGUUACCGAGUUCAUGAGCCAAUACGAUCCAAGGAAGGAACAAGUUAUAAAAAGAACGGAAUUUCUACGAGGUUUAGAUCAGCUACGUUGUAACUUGAGUUGCGCAGAAAUGGGAACUAUCAUGAAAGUUUUCCAAUCGCCUGUAAGGCCGGAGUAUGUCGAUUACGUGAAAUUUGGAGAACUAAUCGAGGAAGCUGUCGCCAUGGGUAGCUUAGAACGGGCUCCACUUCUGGUACCCGUGCAGCACGUGCCUUCGGAAGCUUCACCGAAAACAUUUUUGAAUUUCGACGAGAGGCAUCUAGCUACGACUGCAGUGCAGAAGCUGAGCGGAGCGCAACAACCGAAUCUCGAGGAAUUAUUCAAGGAUUACGAUAAAGAAAAUAUUGGCACGAUCUCGAAGGAGUGUUUGAUCAAAGCUCUGUCCGUUAGGCGUAUGUUACAACUAAUCAGUCAAAGAGAGCUAGACGCGAUGCACAAAUGCUUCUCCGUGGAGAGAGGCGGUCGUUUAGAACUCGAUUAUCGAGCAUUCUUACGAGCUUUCUAUCUGAUGCAAGAGAACAGAAAACAUUUACCAUUCUAAAUAAUUUCAGCUUCGAAAUAAUAAGUAAAGGACGUUUUUAUCGUGAUUUAAAGUUGU